CUACUUAAUAAAUAAUAGGAAAGAUAUUAAGAAAUCUUGAUAACCUGAUCAUCGUCCCUACCGUUGAAGAUCUCAUAACCAGACGUAUCUCUGGAAUCACUACUAAACGUGUAUUCUAUAAACAUAUCCACCAAAUACAUCGUUAAUCAAAUCUUUGUGGGCUUAAAGAUCAGCUUCGUAUAUUAUGUUCUCUUUCCAGCAAAGUGAUGAGCUGGUAUUUCAUGAGAUUCCUUGUUCGAUUUCCUUCCAACAACCGGCAACAAAUCAGCAAGAUCUUAUAGUGGAGCUUCAUAAUCAUGUUAACAUGGAGGGCAAUUCAAACAUAUCAGUCAGCAAGGCAAGAAAACGACAGGGGGACCAAUCUCCUUCGUCUAAACCUAAUUCAGUUACUACUGAUGGUGGGGAAGGAGAUUGUAAAGAUGAACAUACACAGAGAAAACUGGUUCAUAGAGAGAUUGAAAGGCAGCGCAGGCAAGAUAUGGCAAAGCUUUAUGCUUCACUUAGAGGUCUACUUCCCCUCGAAUUCGUCAAGGGAAAACGAUCUACAUCGGAUCACAUGCAUCAAGCAGUCAACUACAUAAAACACAUGCAGGAAAGCAUUAAAGUUCUAAGUGUCAAGAGAGAUCGGCUCAAGAAAGACGUGGAGACAAGUGUUCCUGGUCCGAUGAUGAAUAGUAAUGAAAAAAAUGUAACGCAUCCAUUCCGAAAUACAGUCUCCAUCAGUUCUUGUAAAGGGGGAAUACAGAUUUUGAUCAAUAGUGGUUCAACAGAAGGUGGUGUCCCUCUUUCAGCAGUACUUAAAGCGAUUACCGAAGAAGGUCUUAAUAUCAUAACGUGCACUUCUACUAAAGUAAACGAACGGUUACUUCUCUCUAUCCAAUCUGAGGCUAAUGAUCAAGUGUUGACGGAUCUCUCCAUGUUGCAACAAAGACUAACGGCCGUAGCCAAUGACUAUUGAAUUUCAUGAGAACUGCUAGAACUAGUGAAGGUAAGUUUGCUUGGAUAAGUUCAUAGAGAAAAUAUUUGCCAUCUUUCCAUUUGUUUUUCCCAUUCAAACAAAAAAUCUUUAUCACUCCUCAGAG
Lactuca virosa is the source of this 1082-nucleotide messenger RNA. NCBI's taxonomy places the organism in Eukaryota, Viridiplantae, Streptophyta, Magnoliopsida, Asterales, Asteraceae. The record is from the annotation of a GenBank genome assembly.